Molecule: messenger RNA, 3804 nt
Organism: Sardina pilchardus (European sardine)
Lineage: Eukaryota; Metazoa; Chordata; Actinopteri; Clupeiformes; Clupeidae
Product: NXPE family member 3-like
Exons: 7
Coding region: 1-1497 (498 amino acids)
Source: RefSeq, a predicted model, not a curated record
AUGUUACUAUCUGCAGAGGACUUGGGUGCAGAGGAGUGGGACCGGAUACAGAGAGCCGUUCAGUGGGGUGGACCGGACCAGCAGAAUACCACUGUAAACAUGAGCACCAGUCCGAACCACACCACCUUUGUUAUCAAUAACUUUAAGGACAGUUACUCUGUGGGAGAGGAGCUCCAUGUCACCAUUGUUGCCAAGGACUUCACUGGAAGGCCCAAAACCUAUGGAGGAGAUUUCUUCAAAGUAAAGGUUUAUUCAGACAAAUUAAAGGCUAGUGUGUUUGGAGAGGUGCUGGAUCAUCAGAAUGGCACCUACUUGGCCCGGUUUACCCUACCAUGGGCGGGUGAGGCAUCGGUGGCGGUCCUCCUGGUUCACACCAGUGAGGCUGUAGAGAUCCUCAAGCGACACCGGGAAACAGACCCCGACCGUGGCUUCUACUAUGGCUACUUUGUGGGCAAGAACUCUCAGGGUGCUCGAGUGGAGGAGAAGGCGGCCUGCAACGUGAAAUGGGAGGGGGUGGGCCUACCUGGUAAGGGGGCCUGUUGCUGUGAAUACCCCGAUUUAAAGGCAAGGCUGACGUGGCACUGCCGUAAACCCCCAACUCUCCCAUGCCACACCCUGAUGCACCAUGGUAUGGGUCCCUAUUACGUGAAUCACUGGACAGAUCUUGAAGAGGCCAUCAUGGACAGACAAUAUGUGCAGCGUUGGAUCAAGGGUGAUUCACGAGUAGUUCGAGUCCUUGCUUCUAAUUCAACUAUUGGACAAAGAGAGCGAUGUAAACCUGGAAUGCCCACACCGAUCCCAGCAGGAUUCUUCAUGGAUGACGUUUGGACGUCAUUUGUGUGUGCCACCCGUGAUUUUAAGGCUUCCGAUGACAAAGCUCAGUGUUUGAGGAACAAACACAUCUACAUGAUGGGAGACUCCACUCUCUUACAGUGGUACGACUUCAUCAUCAGUUCCAUACCAAGUCUCAGGGGCAUGACAUCACCUGGCUACCGCCAAUAUGGGCUCUAUUUGGCUGUGGAUGUGCGGAACAGCAUCGAACUACACUACUGCACACAUGGUAAUCCCCAACGCAGACCCAAGUCCAAGUUUGCAGAUAUGCACUACAUUAGUGACCAGAUCGAUGGCUUGGGUGGUGGGCCACAAACUGUUGUCAUCUUCAACAUUUGGGCGCACUUCAAACUAUUCCCACACUCCUACUUUGCCCACCGGGUGUCCCAGAUUCGCCGUGCAGUCGUGGACCUCUUGAGACGUGCGCCAGCAACCAAGGUCAUCAUCAAGACGGCUAAUACAGGACUCCCGGAUUUCCAUGGCGUUGACUGGCUAUCCCUGCAGCUGGAUCAAAUCCUGCGUGAAGUGUUCCGUGACGUGGGAGUUUACAUCCUGGAUGUGUGGCAGAUGACCUCGUGUCACUAUAACAGAGAGGACGUCCAUCCUGGCCCAGUGAUCAUCAAAAACGAAGUGGACCUUCUUCUCUCUUUUAUCUGCCCCGCAUAAGGAGCCCAAUAUCAGGGAUGAAAUAACAUAACCCAUGAUAGUCUUAUUAUUGAGGGACCCUAUAAGGCAUCGCAUAUAACUAGGGCUGCCAAUCCAUUCAAAAAAUGAAUCUAAUUACAUACUCUGUGAUUAAUUAAUCUAAAUGAAUCGCCUAUAUCAUUCUUUCUGUGAAAGUAUUUUAAAUAUUUAAAUUCAAAUGAAUCAAUUCAAUAAUCAACAUUAGUGGCAUUACAUUUUAAAAACUUUUGUUAUUUUCACUGUUCAAAUAAUGGCCAUAACAAUCUACAAUAUGACCUAAUAUGCUGAGGAAAAGGUUUAAAAAAAUACAAGGCAUUUCAGGAUGCGGUUAUAACCUAGGGGAUCACAAUGAAAAUAGAUUAACACUCCCCUUGAUGUCAACGCUAUUUCUUUGCAUUGAUGUGGUACUUUCGAGUUGAUAAAAGUAAAUGAUCCAAUCAAUGAUCCAGGCAGGGUAUUUCCAUCUCCCUCCUUCAUUUUACAGUCUAAUGGUUACUGAUCAGAACGGCUCCGGGUCAAAGGUCAUACAGAAUCAGUCAAUCAUUGUUUAUUUUAAUCAUUUAUUUUUUUCUCAAAGUAAUGAAUUGAAAUCAAUGUAAUAUUUGGACAGCCCUAAAUAUAACCCAUGUUAUAUGACUGAGGGGCCUCAUUCAGAUGUCAUGGGUGGAGAACAUAGCACCUUCACACAGAGGCUUUGGCUUCAGGGCCCCUUAGGCCCAGACACAGAUUUACAUUUAGCAGACACUGUUGUCCGAAAUUACUUACAUACUAGUGCAAUGCCCGUACAAACAAUGUUCUCCAAGAAAGUUGUUGCCAAAUGACGUUGAUGCAGGUAGAUCAUGUUAGAUUGUGAUGAUGUAGAAUCAAGCCCGUGCAAUUAGUAGAGCUUUUUACUGUCUUUGCAAAGGAAAAAAAGUGAAGGGGAAAGGCGUUUGAGUUGCAGCUAAUGGCAAUAUUAGACAUAUUACAUACCUGUGCGUUUUUGCUGUUGUUGGAAAAUGAUAGCCUAAAGCUAAUCGUGGCCUAAAAGCUGACCAUGGCAAUGCCAGUGCUAUGAACUCGGAAGUGAUGUUUGAAUGAAUGUUAUGCCCAUAGCCCAAAGCCAUCGAUGGCUUUGCCAUAGCCGAUGUCCAGAUAGAAUCAAGAAUGGCUGUUUUAAAUGCAAAUUUUAACAGAAUGCUACCGACGUGUGUAUCGGCAUUGCAAGAUCAGCAACCUGAUCAGGCAACAGAACCGCUAGGCAACCGCGGUUGUUGAUGAGUAGGCUAGCUAUGCAAAGUUGACUUUAACAGCCUGCUUACCAACAUGGGUGCAAGUGUGUCGGACUCAGCAUGUUUAUCCAACAUUAACAGUCUUGAAACGGUCCUUUGUUUAUGUGAGACAUCGUCAUUUCCAUGAAUGGCAAGUGGCAACACGUGAGUUUGUCAGCGAAAUGUGCUUUUUUGUUUCUAUGCUGGAGUGAGUGAGAAGGGGCGUGGCUAAAGUGCGGAGAGCGGUAGAAUUGUGGGAUUGCGGUAUGAGUUGUAUUUUGCUUAAUUUAACAAUAUCUUUGUAAUUUUUUGUUCAAAAAUGACCAAACUUUGCACUGCACUCACGCAUGUCAUUAGCAAGACAUGUGUGGAAUUGUAGGUCAGUCGGAUGAGUGGUUUGAGAGUUAUGCGUGGCACAGACAGACAGAGUGACACACAGAGUGACACACAGACAGACGUUCCUUGCAUUAAUAGAUAGAUAGAUAGAUAGGCAGAUAGAUGUCAACUGUAUUACAAGGGAUUACAUUGUCCCCAGAGCAACUUGGGGUGAAGUGCUUUGCUCAAGAGCACAAUGGUGGAAGCCAGAAACUGAACCCACAGCUUUCAGGCUACUAUACACUAGCCCAGCUCCUUAACCACUACACUACCACCACCCAGUAGGCCCAUUCAGUAUUCAAUUUAAUUUCUACAGAGAAAUAUUAUUGAUAGUGUAUAACUUUGUUUUACUUGUAUUUUUGUUCUAACUUUGGUCCAGGAUAAUCGUCUACAUGCUGCCGUACAGAAUUUUCUUUAUCACUGAAGUAUUUGGAGAAUUUGUAGAUUUGCUAGAAUUUUUUUUUUUUUUUUAAAUGUUGAAGGUGAUGUUGAACCUAUGAAGGUGAUGUUGAUUUUGUUUUGACGGUAUAGUCUUGGUUGUAAAUUGCCUGCUGGGAAAUUCCCUUUUUGUGGCUCAAGGAAUACCUCUCCUGUUACUGAAGGAUUAUUUUGUUGGUGUGUCCAUGAAUCCGACAUGCCACUCAAGGCCAUUCCUCUCAACCCU